This is a messenger RNA of Antrostomus carolinensis (chuck-will's-widow), 1344 nucleotides long. Its product is annotated as keratin-associated protein 10-6-like. The transcript has a single exon. The record is from RefSeq and is a predicted model, not a curated record. NCBI's taxonomy places the organism in Eukaryota, Metazoa, Chordata, Aves, Caprimulgiformes, Caprimulgidae.
AUGUCGUGCUACCUCCAGCAGAGCCUCCCUCCCGUCUACCAAGACCCCAUCCCCAUCAAGUACCCACCAACAUACUGUGCCAGACAGCUGUCAGUGCCUACCUGGCACUCGACACUGUGCACCCCACAGUAUGUCACCCCAUGUGUCCCCCGGCAGCAGAUCAUGUCCUCCAGCUUCUCCCAACAGCACUGUGUGACCAAGUGUGUCCCACAACAACAAUACGCAACCAAGUGUGGACCACAGCAGCAGAGCCUGACCCAGCGCAUCCUCCAGCAGCCGUGUGUCCCUCGCUGCGUGACAACUUGCGUGCCACAGCAGCAGUGUGCCACCACGGGUGUGUCACAAGAACCUUGUGUGACCAAGUGCGUGCCGCAGCAGCAGCGUAUGAUUGAGGAUGUGCCACAACAACAUGCCACCAAGUGCGUGACCAGCUAUGUCCCCCAGCAGCAAUGUGCCACCAAGGGCAUCCAGCAGCAGCAGUGUGCCACCAGGUGUGUGACAGCCUGUGUCCCACAGCGACCGUACCUGACCAAGAGCAUCCCACAGCAGCACGGUGCCACCAAGUGUGUCCCGCAACAGUGUGUCACCAUCUACAACCCACAGCAGCCGUGUGCCACCAGGUGUGUCACCACCUGUGUCCCCCAGCAGCGUGCCACCAAGUAUGUCUCGCACCAGUUUGUGACCUCUUGUGCCCCACAGCAGUGUGCCACCACCUAUGUCCCGCAGCAAUGUCCAACCAGGUGCGUGACCAAGUGUGUCCCGCAGCAGAUUGCCACCAAGGGUGCUACCCUUUGUGUCCCACAGCAGCAGCGUGUCACCAAGGGUGUCCCACAGCAGUGUGUGACAACUUGUGUCCCACAGCAGCAGUGUGUGACUAAAUGUGUCCCACAGCAGCAAUGUGCCACCAAGGGUGUCUCACAGCAGUGUGUGCCACCUUGUGUGCCACAGCAGCAAUAUGCCACCAAGGGGGUCCCACAGCAGCAAUGUGCCACCAAGGGUGUCCCACAGCAGCAGUGUGUCACCAAAUGUGUCCCACAACAGUGUGCCACCAAGGGUGUCUCACAGCAGCAAUGUGCCACCAAGGGUGUCUCACAGCAGUGCGUGACAACUUGUGUGCCGCAGCAGCAGUGUGUGACAACUUGUGUCCCACAGCAGCAGUGUGUCACCAAAUGACUCCCACAGCAGCGUGCCACCAAGGGUGUCUCACAGCAGUGUGCCACCAAGGGGGUCCCACAGCAGCAAUGUGCCACCAAAUGUGUCCCACAGCAGCAAUAUCACUCGGGUGGAGUAAAAAUUUCAAGUCACUCCAAAAAAUACCGCUCUGCAUCCAAAUGGCCCUGGUAA